Molecule: messenger RNA, 2166 nt
Organism: Trichoderma atroviride IMI 206040
Lineage: Eukaryota; Fungi; Ascomycota; Sordariomycetes; Hypocreales; Hypocreaceae
Source: RefSeq, a predicted model, not a curated record
CAGUCUUGCGAUCCAUCUUAAACUUGACAUCUACAGAGCAUGCCUGCGUGAACUGCAAUGUUGAGAAGCUCCUUUGCUUCUGAAGCUAUUCGCUAUGGGGAUGCAAGGCCCGCUUAUGGCUCAGGCCUUGGGCCGUUCGCCAUAUGAUGAUGUGGUUCCGGGUGAGGGUGAGGAUGACUCGCGGGCUCCAAACCAGCAAUACGACCAUGGCGGGCGUCCAAUCAAUCCUGAUACCAUGAGAAUCAACAGAGACAUCAUCAGAUCGCACAAUCAGGUGAUGUUCAUCAUCGGCAUCGCAGAGCCUGAAAACCCAGGCCCUGAAGUAGACUCGCAGAGACGACACGGUGCGUAUGAAGAAGCUAUCGGCCUUAGAUUGGCAUCGUCGGCCAAACGCUGCGUGGAAGCGGUUGGAGUUUUUGGCAUCAACGGUCUUAGAGACCGGAUUCUGAUCUAUAAACGAUACUCCAAGAUCCCCUUUUGGGAGCUCUAUCAGCAGGCACGGCGUGAUUUCUCAUUUUCUAGAGACAUCUUCCCUGGCGCUCCUGCAAACCUCCUGUCAAACUACAUUGAGUUUUCGGUCGCCCGGCUGUGGCUUGGCGAACAAGAAAAGCUCACUGCUAGGCGUUUUAUUCACGAGGUCUGGUCAUACAUUCGCGUUCACCUAGAGCUACAUAUUUCAUUGCAGAGGCUUGGCCUUAUACCGAGCCACCAAUGGCUGCCCAGCCCGUCCUUUUUCAUCCCCUUUACAGAAGCGUCGCCAAUUGUUGCUCCACCUCCUCUCGAAGGCUUUGGAGUCUCUUCGAUUUUGCAAUGGCUGGGAGGCCUCCUUAUAUGUAAUACCCCGUUCCUCGUCUUUAUCAUGACUCAAAGAAUGGUUCGCGACUGGAAGCCACAUAUAUGGGCUGAGACUUUCAAGCGCCUACCAAGCACCGUCUUUCAUGGCAAACCAAUUCCUCAAUCCCCGCCAUCGAUGUCACAGUCUUUUGUAAACGAGGCUCCCAGCGAGAUCCAUUCUAAUGAAGGGGGGACGCCUGUUGCGCCUGUGGAAAGCCAAUUGCCAGCCGACACGGGCGGUGCGGAUGCAGUGCGUAGGCCAAGCAUAAUCUCGGCCAGAGGUGAUGAUUAUGGGAGCGAUGAGGAGGACAAUGAUGGAAUAAGGGCCACUCUUAUAAGCUUUGACGUGGAAGCAACCGAAUCCACCGAUGCACCUCAGGGCUUAUGGAGCGCUGAGUUACGGCCUAGUGUUGCUAAUACCGACUCGAGAGGCUCUAUUAGUUCUCAACCUGUAUACCUGGACACGCUGCUCACACAGAUCCCGGCACUUCUGGCGUCGCACAUGCUUUCUAACUCGAUAACGCGGCUACUCAUGACACCGUAUGAUGCAACAGCCCUGCGCCUCGUGGCGCGGGCGUACUGUUUGCGAAACGGGCUGCCAUGCGAGGACAUAUACCAGACGAACCUACUGAGUGGCCUUUCUUGGACAUCGACUAUGAACUAUUUGUGGACCGAGUUUAUUCACCUUCUUCUUAAUACAGAAAUUUGGGCAGUUUUCACUGGUUUUUCCCAAUGGUACCACUUUUCAGAGGAGGAGUGGGCUGCUGAAGAAUCUAAGACAUAGAAGCAUGCAGCUCAGUGCUCUUGCAGCUUCAAUCUACAACGUCGUGUAGCUUGCAGGCAUAAAUGUCGCUUGGACUAUCGCUGGAUAAUCUCAGAGAUAGAGGCAGAUUCGGACCGACGAAGUGAGAUCAGAUUCGAGACCCCAGUUUCUCCACGCGUGUUCCAUGCCGCGGCCAAUGAAUCCUAGACCACAUAUUACGAACAAAUAUCGGCAACAGUGAUCCGAAGGUCACUUUAUCCAGGCAGCCAUGGGGAAGUGGCAGGGAGGACAUGUGGCAAAGCGGGGCCAAAUUGCUUAAAUGCACUUUGCCGAAUCCUAUACAUGGACUUUGACGUGCCAAGCAAGAAUCAUUGGAUGGGAUGGACGGAACAUGAAACGUGGCGUUCAAUAAGUCUUUUUUGUCAUUUUUCUGGAGCUUUGGAGUUCAAGGAUUAAUCAUUGGCUCGGGGUACCGUGUCUUCCUUUUCAUGCCACGCCUCUGCUCAUGGUAUAAUAGUUAUCUUACAAGUAACUAGAUAACGUAUCUUAUCAAGUUCUUUCAUGUUGUA